AACUGUUUUAUUCCUGUCAUAUUUAGCUUUGAAUUACAGAGUCAAUAGUUAGAAAUAUCUGUAAAAUGCCUCUCGAAAUUAAAGUGAAGACUAAUGGACAUGCAAAUAGGAUUUUACAAGACUUGAACAGAAGCAGAAAGGAAACUCGAGAUCAUUGUGAUUUCAUGAUCAUAGCUGGCUCUGAAGAAAUUCCAGUUCAUAGGAAUAUUAUAUCUGUAGGAUCUGAUUAUUUCAAAGCAAUGCUGGCUCAUAAUAAUGCUGAGACAGAGUCUGGUAAAGUGGAAAUGAAAGAAGUUGAUCCAUUAUCCUUGCAACAAUGCAUAGAAUAUAUUUACACUGGUGAAUUGUCUACUAAUGAUGAAAAUGCUGAAUCUUUGAUGUUUGUGGCUGAAUUACUACAGUUGAGAGAUGUCUGUGAAGGCAUCGUUGAUUCACUUGAAGAAAAUCUCGAAUCGUCUUCGGAAUCAUUCUUUGUGACAAAAAGAAUCGCAAACCUGUACAAUUACAAAGAAUUGAUGGAAAAAUGCGAGAAGUUCAUGCUGGAUAAAUUUGAUGAAAUUGCAGUUCUUGAUGAGUUCAAGGAAAUAGAGGAAAAGGAAUUUGUAAGAUUGAUGAAGUCACGAGAAAACAAGGCAUCAGAGAGUGUCAAGAUAGAGGCUUUGAUAUCUUGGAUAAAAUAUGAACAAAGAAAUCGCAAGAAAAUUCUGAAGCAAUUGAACAACUACAUUGAUUUGCAUAAAGUACCGGUGACUUACAGAAGAUUCCUUGUUGAAAACGAGCCAAUGGUGAAGUCAUGCUUUGAAUGCUAUCAAGCUCUAUGCAUUUCCAUGUUGGACAGCCUUAAUAUUGGUGCCUCAAAUGUUCAUUCUGCGGAGAAUAUAAAACAAGAACUAAAGGAAGCAAUUGUGGUGUUUGAUGACAACUCAAAGAGCCUUCAAUGCUUUGAUCCUCGGAAUAAUACUUGGACAAAAAUGCAGAACAUGCCUGGAUUAAAAAAUGACGUUUCUGCCGUGGCUCUUGGUGCCUACAUUUAUGUUCUCAUGAAAGAUAGAUCUGUUCAUCGACUGAAACACUCAGAUCAUGAAGCUACUUGGGAGAGAAUGAAUGAUAUGAUGUAUGAACAUGGGCAGUGUCCUCCUGUUGCUGUUUUGUCUGGAAACCUCUACGUUGUUGGUUUUUUCAAUAGUUACUCAAAAUCAGUUGAAAAGUUCGAUCCAUCAAGCAACAAAUGGGAAAAAGUAAAAGACAAAAAUCUCAACUAUGCAAAUUCAACAGCACUGGGUGCUGAAGGUUGUAUAUACAGCAUUGGUGGCUAUGUAUCAGGUCGUUACACCAACCAAGUAGAAAGAUUUGACCCAACAUCAUCAACUUGGUCAUUUGUUGCAUCCUUGAAUGAGGCAAAGAGCUAUGUUGCAGCUGUUGAAAAUGAAGGAAAAAUAUAUGUUCUAGGUGGAAGCGCAAAAAUUCACUUGACAACUGUUGAACGAUAUGAUGAUUCAACGAACGUGUGGUCCACUGUAACUCCCAUGUUAACUAAACGUAGCUGGUUCAGUGCUUUUGUGAUUGAUUCAAUUAUUUAUGCAGUUGGAGGAAAAAAAAGUUCACCAGGAAGCAUGGAGAAGUUUGAUUCCAAGAAGAAUCAAUGGGAGAUGAUUGACGUGAAGAACAUGAAUCUGAGGAUACUCGAUGCAGUGAAGAUUAAUUUGAAGUGAUUUGAUUGUAUGUGACAGAGAAUAGUUAGUUACCAUUAAAGGACAUACCUGUAGUUUAUGUUUUAAUCUUACUAUUAUGAAAUUGUGUGAUAGAUAUUUGACAUUCAAUGGACGCUUGUAUUAUCACUUAGUAAAUUGUGUAUACUUCUAUAAUAAGUUCCUGCAUUACUUAUUGUAAUUAAUGUAUAUAGUUUCCUUAAAAAAGUAAUUGUUCAAUGACUUCGCCCAUAAACCUCAACUCACUGGA
Messenger RNA from Styela clava, 1959 nucleotides. NCBI's taxonomy places the organism in Eukaryota, Metazoa, Chordata, Ascidiacea, Stolidobranchia, Styelidae. The record is from RefSeq and is a predicted model, not a curated record.